UGGAAAGUGAGGAAAAAAAUUCCCUGAAUGGACAAUCCGGAAUAAGUCCCAGUCACCUCAGCUCUGCCCUGCUGCGACUCUCCUCCCCACCGUCCUCUCCUCCUCCCCCCUUGCCCUCCCACCUCCCUCCAAGAUAGAUUCCCUCAGGAGCAAGGUUGACCUGCUCAAGCUGCCCCUGGCCCUCGCCUCCAGGUCCAUCUCCGAGUGCAAGAGCCAGCUGGGAGGAGUCUGUGAGCAGCGGGGCACACGGGGAGGAGGAGGAGGCGGGGCUCGCACAGCCCGCUCGCCGCCGACCCGAGACAUGGACAACGAGUCGCAGUACUCGGGCUACUCGUACAAGUCCUCCCACUCCCGGAGCUCCCGCAAGCACAGGGACCGUAGGGAUCGGCACCGCUCCAAGAGCCGAGAUGGCAGCAGCCGCGGAGACAAAUCCGUCACCAUCCAGACGCCCGGGGAGCCGCUGCUCGAUGCCGAGUCGACCCGCGGGGACGAGCGGGAUGACAACUGGGGCGAGACGACCACGGUGGUCACCGGCACCUCGGAGCACAGCGUGUCCCACGAGGACCUGAGCCGCGCGGCCCAGGACCUGGAGGAGUCGGCGCCGCUGCCGUGCCGGCGCCUGGCGGGCCCGGCGCUGGGCGGCUGCCUGAGCGUCCUGGCGCUGGUCACGCCGCUCGCCUUCCUCGCGCUGCCGCAGGCGCUGUGGCGCGAGGCCCUGGAGCCGUGCGGCACGCCGUGCGAGGGCCUCUACGUGUCGCUGGCCUUCAAGCUGCUGGUGCUGCUCAUCUCGUCCUGGGCGCUGUUCCUGCGGCCGCCGCGCGCCUCGCUGCCGCGCUUCUUCGUGUUCCGCUGCCUGCUGAUGGUGCUGGUGCUCCUCUUCGUCGCCUCCUACUGGCUGUUCUACGGCGUGCGGGUGCUGGAGCCGCGGGAGCGCGACUACCGCGGCAUCGUGGAGUACGCGGCGUCGCUGGUGGACACGCUGCUCUUCAUCCAGUACCUGGCGCUGGUUCUGCUGGAGGUCCGGCAGCUGCAGCCCGCCUUCUGCCUCAAGGUGGUGCGCAGCACGGACGGAGCCAGCCGCUUCUACAACGUGGGCCACCUCAGUGUGCAGCGGGCAUCCCUCUGGGUUCUGGACCGUUACUAUAGCGACUUCUCCGUGUUCAACCCGGCGCUGCUCAACCUGCCCAAGUCCAUCCUGUCCAAGAAGAUGACGGGCUUCAAGGUCUACUCGCUGGACGAAAGCACCACCAACAACUCGUCGGGUCAGUCUCGGGCGAUGAUCGCGGCCGCCGCCCGGCGGAGAGACAACUCCCACAACGAGUUCUACUACGAGGAGGCGGAGCUAGACCGCCGGCUACGCAAGCGCAAGGCCAGGCUGGUGGUGGCGGUGGAGGAGGCCUUCACGCACAUCAAGCGUCUCCAUGACGACGAGGUGGCGUCGUCCCCCAAACACCCGCGCGAGGUGAUGGACCCCCGCGAGGCGGCGCAGGCCAUCUUCGCCCCGAUGGCGCGCGCCAUGCAGAAAUACCUGAGGACCACGAGGCAGCAGGGCCUCCACAGCAUGGAGAGCAUCAUCACACACCUGCAGUUCUGCAUCACACACAGCAUGGCGCCCAAGGCCUUCCUGGAGCGCUACCUGUCGCCCGGCCCCACGGUGCAGUACCAGCAGCCGACCGCCAGGGGGCGCCCGUGGACGCUGGUGAGCGAGGAGCCGGUGACCUCGGCGCUGCGCCAGGGCCUCGUCUUCUCCCUGCGGCGCCUGGACUUCUCGCUGGUCGUCACGGUGACGCCCCUCCCCUUCCUGAGGCUCGGCGAGGAGUUCGUCGACCCCAAGAGCCACAAGUUCGUCAUGAGGCUGCAGUCGGAGACCUCGGUGUAGAGCCGGACCCCCUGCUGGGUCACUGAGGAGGCCACGGGGGCCACUCAGGAACCUUUUCAGGAGAGGAGGCUCCUCCUCCUCCUCCUCAUCACAGACGCUCUGAUGUCUGGGUUUUUUUAACGAAAAAAUGCACACUUUAUAUUCUCUCUCUCUUUUCGCCUCAUCCGUAACCACUGGACUACUUUCACUGCGCUGCCUCAGAGGAGAAGCAGGAGGAGGAGCAGGAGGAGGAGGAGGAGGAGGAGCAGGAGGAUUACAUCAUACGUGUCACUUCCUCUUUCUUUAAAAACAGACCAACUGGAGCUUCUGCUGCCUCCUCUCUGGUCACAUGACUCCGCCUCUCUGGUCACAUGACUCUGACUUCUUUAUAUCAAAGUGUUUACACUUGCAGAAUGUAGCGUUUUGUGCUUUUGAAUUAACACGCAGCUUUUAUUUUAUUUUAUUGUGCGGCCUUCGUUUUCUGUUCCUCCGGAGAAGCGACGCGUAGGACCCCUGCUGAGCUCCUCAGACCACAUGCAGGUUGUUAUUCUACACGGGCAUUUCUUUAGACGCCUGUCUCCAUCGCGUGGUCGUCUCCUGACCUCUUGACCUCCUGACCUCUUGACCUCCACUCUGACUUCUACUUUACCAACAUGUACUUUUAAUAAAAUAGAAACGAGCCUGAAUAACCACCUCUA
Pseudoliparis swirei is the source of this 2556-nucleotide messenger RNA. RefSeq names its product vang-like protein 2. Bases 302 to 1879 code for a protein of 525 amino acids. NCBI's taxonomy places the organism in Eukaryota, Metazoa, Chordata, Actinopteri, Perciformes, Liparidae. The record is from RefSeq and is a predicted model, not a curated record. Gene Ontology annotation, biological process: multicellular organism development; establishment of planar polarity; Wnt signaling pathway, planar cell polarity pathway. The transcript is spliced from 8 exons. Gene Ontology annotation, cellular component: plasma membrane.